UAAAACAUAAACGUCAAACAUAAAACAAAACAUUCGCGGAGCGCAAUGGUCUUAUCUUAAAUAAGAAAUUUUAAACUUUAUAAAUAUUUGUUACUCUUCUAUUAAAAGAUAAAAAUAGUAAUUUAAAUUUUUUGACAGAGAAAUUCUAGGUCAGAGAUUCCAACUUCUAAAUCAUACCUAAACAUUCGUGGUUUUUAUAAAAAAUGCAAUAAAACUUAGCAACAUCAAAUGCUUUUUGAGGGACUAUUUGAUUUCACCAUAAACUGCUAAUAGUUUUGAAGGCAAAUCGGAGAUAAAAGAUAAGCCAAAUGCAGAGUCCCGAGUUAUUGAAUGAAAACGACAGUGAAGAUGAUGAUAAUGAACCACUUAUUCAUAGAGUUCCUCGCUCAGGCGACCUCAACGAUGAUGUUGAAAUAGUCGAUGUAAGUUUAGAGAUUGUAGAUCAACCACCUGGUGAACCAGUUGCAAUUGUUGUAAUUGAUCCUCAUGAGAUUGAACCAGUGCCAGCAGAUGUACCAAUCAUACCUCCUGCCAUUCCUGAGAUUGAACCAGUGCCAGCAGUUCCACAAAUACUACCUCCUGCUGAACAACCAAAUGCUGUUAACAUGCCACCACCGCCGCCAACGGCAAAUGAGAGUCCGCCAACUCCAUCCCCAGCAAAGAAGAGAAAACGAACUUCACUUGGAUCGACGCCAAAGCUGAAGAAUCUCGACGACCUCGAUGAUAACGAAGACGAUGGCCUUACCUGUCCCAUCUGCCUAGACAGCUGGGAAAUGUCAGGCGAGCAUAGACUUGUCUCCCUCAAAUGUGGCCAUCUCUUCGGCGAUUCGUGCAUUCGUCGUUGGCUUCUCGAAUCUGGUCGCAAUGGCCUGAAAUGCUGUCCGCAAUGCAAGACGCGUGCUGUCAAUAGAGACAUUCGAUGUUUGUAUGCACGCCGGAUACGUGCCUUAGAUCGCAGCGAAGAGCAUCGUUUGCGAGAACAGCUAGAUCAGGAAAAAGCCAAAGUUAGUCAAUCCCAAACCGAACUGGCCACACUGAAAAUGAGUUACACCAUGAUUCUGCAGGAAGUCCAGAAGCUUGCAGGAGACAAUGAACGUUUGAAGAACAGCCUUCGUCAGGGAGGAGCUGCUGUCAGUUCGAACGUAGGCUCCCAAGAGACUGCUACUUGGUUACGUUCCUACAAAUUGUUCAUGGAGAAGAACAUUGAAAUAUCUAAAGAUCCAGGCUGCCGUGUUAUGAUUUAUUCACAAAAUUUCCAAACCAUGCUUGUCUCGCAGAAAUCCUCGCAAAAUCUUUUUCCCGGCUAUGGCUUGCGCUUUAUCGAUACGCCACAUUUUCGUCCGACAACAUUUCUCCACACAUCAGCAAAGACUGUCCGGGAUAUUUCCUUCAGCUCUGAUCAGAGACUACUAGUUGUUGCUUCCAUGGAAUCUAAGGUGAAAAUAUUUGACACCACCUCGAGAACGCCAGUGUCAGUUUUCAGUCCCACCGACAAGCCAUUAUGGGCAUGUUCCUUCGACAUCGGUCAGCGGGAGAACACCAUGUAUUUGGGUGCCCAGCAUGGAAGUACAUAUUCAUAUGAUAUAAGAUUUCCUGAGACUAUUGUUGAGGAAUUCAAAACCGAGGGUGACCUAAGUCCAGUCAUAAAUAUAGCUCCCGUCUCAGCCACAAAUCACUUCCCGCAUGGAGGUUUCUUAGUUUGUAAGCUGCAAUCACUGUGGUUCUAUGAAUACACAGAUGCAGGGCAAGAAGUUCGAUCGACCAAAAUCGGAGUCGAGGGUCCUUUCAUAUCGAUGUCAUAUGAACCGAGUAGUGAGAAUCUGUUGGUUUUUGCCAGGGCCAGCACUCGGUAUCCACAAUCGCGAUACAUCAUUGGCAAGCUGGAGAAAAUCGAUGAUCUGGCCGUGUUCAAUGUUAAAGUUUCGUUCUUUGGUUCCAAAGCUACCCCAGUGAUGACUCGCUGCACUCAGAUUGCUGUCGAAAAUAAUACUCUCGUAGCUGGUUACAUUCAAGAUGCCAAGCUUCUGUCUCUGUUCGAUAUGAAACGGGAGCAGCGACUACAGUCAAUGCCUGUUCAAGAGGUUGUGUACGAUACUUGUCCUGUAUACGUGUCCAAUAAUACAUUCUUGGGAGCAUUAACGGAGACCAAGUGUCGCAUUUACAAAGUCAUAACCAUGGACAAUGGGCGAUAACAAUGGUUUUUAGUUGGAAUGUCUACUUACUUUGAUUUUGUUUUUCUUUUAAAUAAAUGAACUGUUAGAUUUUGACUUUAGCUCUAGCUUACUAUUUGCAUUUAUAUUUUGAUAAAAAAAAUUAAAAUGGUUCUUUAAUGAAACUAUAAAAUCUAUGUUUUUCUUUUCACCUAAAAGACACCUUAUAAGAAAUUCUGAUCCACUUCAAAAGGCGUUUUGAAGCAACAAACCAUUAUUACUUCAAUCGCAGAAUAAAACAACAACGCAGGAUUUUAAUGUUUGCCUGGAGCUCUUAUAAGCGGUCUGGCAGUUUUCAGACAAAAAAAAUAAAAACAAAUCACUUCUCAUAGUAAAAAAAAAGAAAGUGUUUUCACUUUUUGAACUUCAAAAAAAUUGUCAUUGUCAUUUAAAAAGAAUAAAGAUUUUUAACAAUAAAAUGGGCUGGUCAGAAAAAAAGACCUCGAGCAUGUUAAUAUUUUUAUUAAUACUUAUUGUUGCCUUUGCAGUUAGUGCAAUUUUAUUGAUUCUUCAUAAUUUCCGCAAUAAGGAAAUAAAUAGUCAAUUUUUGAAGUCCUUCACAUAUCUUGUAGCAACAACGUUUGGAACUGGACUAGGUUGCAUUUGGUUCAGAAUAUGCAGAUCUAAGAGUACUUUUUUCCAUGUCCUGAUUCAUGCAAUAACCUUUAUGUGCAUGUUGAUUGCAUAUAAAGAUGUGAUUCACCUAAUUUUUGAUGGUGAAAUUGCUGAAUGCUAUAACUGGUAUCCAAUUAGUAUGCUUUCUAUUAGCAUCUAUGCAGCACAGUUUAUUUUGUCCUUUCAUUUCGUAGUUUUUCGUUCUGGACAAAACCCUCGGGAAGAGGCUUUUAACUCAGGAUUGCAUGCGUUUAUUGGAGCGAUUACACUUUUCGCUUGUAUAACAGAUGGAAUUUUAGUGUGCCAUAAGAUUGCAAAACAAGAAAAUUUAGAGAAUGAAGGAACUUUUGCGUUGGCUGCUAUUUGCAUGUUCUUGUUUGCAAUGAGUGUUUGGUACGUUAUUUUGAAUCCUUACUUUGAUUGGAGGAGAUUUAGCACCAUGCAAAGAAAUCAGAACACAGAGAUAAACUUCACUGAAAAUGAAAAAAGAACAUAUAAUUCAAAUUGUUUUAGAGGCAACUGAUUGAGCUGAAGUUUAUUUUGGGAAUCGAAGCGGGAUUAUCUUAACUUAAUUUAAAUAAAAUUAUUUAUUUUCAUUGAAA
Messenger RNA from Eupeodes corollae, 3427 nucleotides. Its product is annotated as E3 ubiquitin-protein ligase RFWD3. Gene Ontology annotation, cellular component: nucleus. Gene Ontology annotation, biological process: interstrand cross-link repair; protein ubiquitination. NCBI's taxonomy places the organism in Eukaryota, Metazoa, Arthropoda, Insecta, Diptera, Syrphidae. Bases 309 to 2192 code for a protein of 627 amino acids. Gene Ontology annotation, molecular function: protein binding; ubiquitin protein ligase activity. The transcript is spliced from 8 exons. The record is from RefSeq and is a predicted model, not a curated record.